Messenger RNA from Morchella importuna, 1404 nucleotides. RefSeq lists its product as uncharacterized. The transcript has a single exon. The record is from RefSeq and is a predicted model, not a curated record. The coding region runs from base 1 to 1404 and encodes 467 amino acids. Gene Ontology annotation, biological process: cellular response to pH. Lineage: Eukaryota; Fungi; Ascomycota; Pezizomycetes; Pezizales; Morchellaceae. Gene Ontology annotation, cellular component: plasma membrane.
AUGCCCUUCCCCUUCACCCUCCCCACAACCUCCCCCAUCUCCUACCCCACCUUCUUCACCUCCCCCUCCCACCCCUCCCUCCCCCUCCUCGCCUCCUCCCACCGCGGCACCCUCCGCAAUGCCCUCAAAGCCCACAAGCGCCUCCCCCCCGCCUCCCAGGCCGCAAACAUCCCGCACAUCAUCACCCUCCUCACCAAAUACACCACCCACCUGCUCACGCUCACCACCGCCCUCGAAGACAACACCGCCUUCCUCCUCCCCGCCGCCCCGCAGUUCACAACCUCCUGGCGCGCAACACUAACACCCCCCACCCGCCGCGGCCGCCUCGCGGGCGAAUCCCCGCGCAUCGCACGAAACGGCCUCAGCUAUGAGAUCUUCUUCACCCUCAGCACGCUCGCGUACGCGCACACACUGCAGGCCCUGAACCAGCUGCACCAGGUCCUUGCCUCCCCCUCGGCUGCUGCAGCGGCAACGCCGGCACCGGCAGACCCGCAGCAGCUGUUUAACCUUGCGGCGGCGAACCUGCUCACCGCCGCGUCGGUGUAUGAGCAUCUGCUGACGCGGCCGCGGCCGCCGUCGGCGGAGACGUGGCCGGUCGAGUUGACGCCGCCAGCGCUGGCGGCGCUGAGUGCGGUUAAUAUGGCGGACGCGACGCUGGUCGCGGUCGUGAAGCAGGAUCCGUAUCCGACGUAUGUGGCGCUGACGAGCACGGGCGGGGAGGCUGGGAAGAGGGAGAAGAGGAGGAAGGGGGAGGUGGGGGUGGGGGUGGCGUCGAGGGAGUGGUUGUAUAGUCCGCCGGCGCCGCCGACGAGCGUGCGUGCGCUGCUGCUGGCGAGGCUGUGUGUUGCGGCGAGCGACCAUGCGGGGAGGGCGCUGGGGCUGCUGGGCGGGGUGGAGAGUGUGGCGGUGGAGUUUAGGGCGUAUGUGGAUGCGCUGCAGAGGGUGGCGAGGGCGAAGGCGUGUCGGUUUUUGGGGGUUGAUGCGGAGGGGGCGGGGAGGUGCGGGGAGGGGAUUGCGUGGGUGGGGCUGGCGAGGGAGGUGUUGGGGGGUGCGGGGGGCGGAGGAGGAGGAGGAGGGGGGAAGGACGGCGUGUGGGGAAUGGAUGCGGGGUGGGCGGAGGAGGAGAGGGUGUGUAAGGCGUUGGAGAGCAGGUGGAGGAAGGUCAAUGAUUCGGUACUGUUUCAGGUUGUGCCUGGGACGGCGGCGGUCGCGGCGAGGAUGCCGACGGGGAGGGAGAUUCAUAGUGUGGGCGUGUGGGAGGCGCCGAGGUUGGGGGCGGAGGAGAUGAGGGCGUUGAGGAUGGAGGGGGCGGUGGGGGUGGGAAUGGAGGGGCUGGAGGAGGAUAGUGGGGAGGAGGAGGAGCCGGCAAAGGUCGAGUAUGCGGGGAAGGGGGGGUAUUAUUAG